Priceomyces carsonii is the source of this 5673-nucleotide messenger RNA. RefSeq names its product CCR4-NOT core subunit (gene CDC39). Gene Ontology annotation, biological process: negative regulation of translation; nuclear-transcribed mRNA catabolic process, deadenylation-dependent decay. Bases 1 to 5673 code for a protein of 1890 amino acids. The transcript has a single exon. Lineage: Eukaryota; Fungi; Ascomycota; Pichiomycetes; Serinales; Debaryomycetaceae. Gene Ontology annotation, cellular component: CCR4-NOT core complex; P-body. Gene Ontology annotation, molecular function: molecular adaptor activity. The record is from RefSeq and is a predicted model, not a curated record.
AUGUCGUUCAAGGAUAUACUUAUAGAAAGCAACGUCAAAGAAAAGCUAUUGCCUGACAAGCUUUUAUCAAUUCUUUUAGAAUUCAAAGCAAGUGAAAUCAAUCUCAAUAUUGCACUAAUUCUCUCUGAAGUUUUGUUUCCUGGUACGCAAGGCUUACCAGAUGGAUUAGCAUUUACAAAUAGCUUACCUGAAGCUAGUGCAGGUGGUGCGCAAAUACAAAGUUGUUUUCGCUCUAUUGUGAGUGAUUCAAAAUUCAAAGUCAAUUGGUAUGAAGUGUUUGCUUAUGUCAACAAAUAUUUACUUGAGACUUCAGCAGGAGAUUCUCAGCCUUCUUUAACCAGUCUCACUCAGUUGUUUUCCGCGUUGGAUUUUCAACCUGGUAUUAUUGAUAUCUUUUUGAAUUGCAAUUGGUGGUUUGACAAAACCUUAAUAUACUUCUUACAAACUAGUGAUCCACAACAAGGUGGAUAUGAUGUUUCAUCUCUGAAGAAUUUAGCACUUUGUUUCGAAGAAAGUAUCAAUGAACCAUCUUCACCAAGGAAAAAUAUUUUAAAAUUCAUAAAUAUUGGAAAACUAGAAGUGAAUGUCAUGUCUCAGGUUCAACAACAACAAAUUCUGGCCCAACUCACUGAGCUGGAUGGUAAACUUAAUCAUUAUUUAAAUCAAGUUUUUGAACACGAUUGCCGCCUUUUUACUGAGUUCUUGUUUGUUGCUGCUAUACUGAUUGCUGAUAAGACCCAGUUUAUUAGUGGAUUCAUAGAUACGCUUUUCACACUUUUGAUGGAUGCAGGGAGUGAAUCUUUGCAAAGAGUGAUCUUAAAAUUCAAAGAGGUCGAUCUUGAUGUGACCAUCUUGAAACUUAUCGAUUAUUAUACCAAAAGAGGUACACCAGAAGCUGUGAACAAAGUUCUUGACUUAAGCCACAACGCUGGAUUCUUUGAUUUGCUUAUCCAGAAGGCUUGGCAACUCGAUGUUAAGCUUGGAUUAAAUUUCACUAUUGAUGCAUCAAAUUUUGGUUAUGAUUAUGAGUCUGUUAUUGAAUCUAAGUUUAAUGAUCCUGAAUUAAAAAGUGUGUUGUAUCAAUCCAUCUUAGAGACCUUAGAGACUAGAGCACCUCAGGAUUAUGAAAGGGUCCAACAACAACAACAAGUGCAGGGAAACGAUACUUUAUAUAAACCAUUAAAGAUUACUGUUGUAUUUUAUCUUUUAGAGAAACUCAAGGGGAGUAAGGGCCUAAUUGACGCAGAGAGAUUGAAAAACUUGCAGCUACUGCUUUUAACAACUUAUCCAAGAUUGAUAAAUUUUGGAUGGGGCCAUGACGAGGCUAUAUUGAAGAAUAGCGAAGCGUCUAAUUCUUUCCCAAGUGAUGUUGAGCAGGAAAUGAAGUCAUAUUACUCAAAGAUGUAUAAUAAAGAAGUUGAUAUUAAAGAGAUUGUGGACAUGCUUAUUCGAAUGAAAUCUAGUGACGAUCCUCAUGAUCAAGACGUCUUUGCAUGUAUGAUCCAUUCGUUGCUUGACGAGUAUAGAUUCUUCUCUGAAUAUCCACUAUCGGCAUUGGCUUCAACCUCAUUGUUAUUCGGAGCACUUUUGGAGAAGGAUCUCAUCCAAGGAACGACAUUGACUGUUGCAUUGAACUUUAUUUGGGAGUCUUGUAAUCAACCACAGGACUCACAUUUAUUUAAAUUUGCUGUCCAGUCAUUAUACAAUUUUAAAUCAAGGUUACACGAAUAUCCCAUAUAUUGCAAGCAUUUGCUAGAAUGCCAGUCUUUGGUCUCACAUGCUAAAAUGUAUCAAAUUGUUAAAAAUGCAGCUAAUGGUGUUCCUCGGACGGGAGCAACGGUAACUCCGACUCCUAAGACUGGACCCCGGUAUCAAUCGAUUACCGUAUCGGAUAAACAGCUUGGUGAUAUACCUCAAGAAGACCCAAGUGAAUCUGUAUCUGACAAGCUUUUGUUUUACGUUAACAAUAUGACGAGUGAAAACAUGAAGAUCAAUGAAAUCAAAGAGCUAUUGCCUGAAAAGUACCUUCUUUGGUUUGCAAAUUACAUGGUGUCUGACAGAGCAAAAAUAGAGCCUAAUAAUCAUGAUCUUUAUGCAGAAGUUGUAAGGCAAAUCGACAGUUCCAUAUUUUAUGAAUAUGUUUUGAAUGUUUCUCUUAAGGAAGCCGAGAGGAUUAUUAGAAACUUCAAAGAUUCAUCCAAUGAUCGAAAUAACUUAAAAAAUAUUGGAGCAUGGAUUGGAAAAUUAACCUUGGCAAAUGACAAACCGUUAUUGAGAGAUCAGAUUGCGUUGAAGUUUUUGCUAGUUGAAGCUUUUGACUUUAAGUCACUUAAUUUAAUAAUCCCUUUUGUCUGCAAAAUUUUGGAUCAAGCUCAAAAUUCUAUAGUCUUUCAGCCACCCAAUCCCUGGGUUCUAGGAAUUUUGAAAGUUUUGGCAGAACUAUAUGAGUGUGCUGAUUUGAAACUCAACUUGAAAUUUGAAAUAGAGGUUCUUUUGAACUCCUUCAAAUUGAAAAUCGAAGACAUAGAACCUUCAAAACUCAUAAGAUCACACAAUCCCAAGCCUAAUGCACUCGCGGCGUAUUUUGGUGUUCACCCUGAGACAGUAACAUUGGUUAAUGAUAUGUCGAGAUUAGCGUUAGAAAUUCCCGAUGGCGUCGAUACUUCUGCCCAACAGCAGCAGUCCCUGUUACCUCAAACUUAUGCUCAGCCUCAAGUUCAACAGGCUCAGCAACCUCAACAACAACAACAGUUGCAACCAGAAUACAGUUUAGAUACCAGUUUCAGUACUCUUGUUGGAAAUACAAUUUUCACCGAGCAUGCUAAUUUAAGAAGAGCUUUUCAAGCGUCUUUGUCAAGGGCAGUUCGUGAGUGUGCUGUUCCCAUCUUAAGUCGUGUCUCAGAAGCGGUUUUAACAACUACAGAAGCAAUGAUCAAAAAAGAUUUUGCUUGUGAGGCAGACAUUAAAAAGUUCCAUAAAAGUUACCAAACCUUGGCACAACAGUUAGCUCAUAGCAUGGUUCUUUGCACGGGACGUAAAAUUCUCAGCGAAGCAAUCGAGGCUACUAUGUUGCAGCUACUUGGAAACAAUGCUGCUGAACUUCCCUUGGCCGAGUUAGGAACUGCAAUCCAAGCAAACGUUGGUUUAUGCGUAGAUAUUGUGGACAAGAUUGCCGCAGACAACAUAAGUGAACUAAUCGAUGAAAGAAUGCUGAAGCAAAGAUUACUUCGUGAACAGCAUCGUAAUGGCGAACCUUUCGUCGAGGAAAGUAUAAAUGAAUAUGCUUUAAAUUUACCUCCACCGUUGGGAUUGAAUCCUGAGGGUAUCACUCCUAAUCAGCUCCGCAUAUAUACUGAAUUUGGUACUAAUGGCCCCGCCAGUAGGAUCGAGCAACAGGUUGAACCUCAAGUGAAUCCACAAUUGACAUUGGUUCAAGAUGACUUUGCUACCUUUGAAUCAUUAUUCACUGCUAUUACUCAAAACUGUGAGAAAUCAAUUCAAUUAUUAUCUGAUGUCCAAGAAACCAGGUUGGCGGACCUUGAUCCUAAUCAUCCAAUAAUGACUUCUUUGAGCCAUGCUUUAACAAUUGCGCAAAACAAUGCUCUAAAGUACCCUGAAUUGCUUUUGAAGGCUGCACAGUAUGCUGUAAAUUGCUUGUUUACUCAAGCGCAUGAAAAUCCAAUGAGCAAUGAAAUUUACGUUGUAUUUUUGGAUAAGUUGUGUGAGUUCUCACCUUCAACUGCUAAGGAUGUUACUUGGUGGCUUGUUCAUUCUUCAGAUCAACGUAAGUUUAAUAUGCCGGUGAUAUAUUCUCUUCUUAAGGUGCAACUAGUCCAACCAAGUAAAUUAGAUUCAUCCUUAGGUGCUUUGAUCUUAGAAUCCAACAAUCCUACUGUCGUCAAGUUUGCAGCCAAUUUAUUGGCCAACGUCUUCACCGCAGAUGACUCACAUCCAUUUGCCUUGAGGUCAGAAUUUGCAAUAACUUUGGAUGCACUUUCCAAAUAUCCUGGAAACGAACCGGAUGAGGAACAUGUUCAAGCCAAGUUGGCCCGUGACAACUUGUUUAACUUGUUAAACAAGCUCAAUAGUCCAAAUUUGGAACAAGUGUACAGUCAGAUGGGUUAUAUUUUUGCUGAAUGGAUUAAGCUUUUAACUCAUGGGGACAAUACAGACUCCUUACAGGAUUCCUUUAUAGAUAAGUUGCUAGGUGAUGACAUACUUACAGAUCCUGACCAUUUUGAGAUAUUUUUCAAGGCAGCUACAGAAAUAUCAGUUACGGCUUUUGCAACGGAGCAUGAGGUUAGAGCCAGGACUCAGCGUGAUUGCUAUUUAGCUGUUGACACUUUGGCAAUCCUCAUAGUAAGGAUAAUUUUGAGGUUUGAAGAUGAAGAUGAAGCGAUUGAGUAUUUACAAAAUAUUAUUGGAAUCAUUUUGUUGGUUUUGACUAACGACCAUGAGGCAUCGACUGGAACGUGGAAUGAAAGAGCAUAUUUCAGAUUAUUUUCGUCGUUACUUUCUAGUUGGAAUUCUGCUUCCAUUUUUGAUAAAGAUGCUACCAUCAAGUUGGAUAGCAAGUUUUACUGUUUAUUGGGAGAGGUUUUCAACUCCUUACAACCUAUAAUCUUUCCAGGGUUUACAUUUGCAUGGAUUUCUUUGAUAGCACAUAGAAUGUUUUUACCAAGAUUGGUAGAGUUGCCAGAUAAACGAGGCUAUCAAACGGUGGUAAAAUUAUUGACAGCAAUUUUGAAAUUCCAAGCUGUAUACUCGAAAGAGGCGCAUCAUGAUGUGAUAUUUGUUAUAUUCAAAGCUGUUAACAGAAUAAUCGUCGGCUUAGCUCAUGAUUAUCCUGAAUUUUUAGUUGAAUGUCACUACCAGCUAGUUACGGCAGUGCCUAGGGAAUAUAUCCAGCUAAAGAAUAUUAUUCUUUCAGCUACACCAUCUAAUAUCACAGUACCUGAUCCGUUCACCCAAGGCCUUAAGGUUGAAAGGCUACCAGAAAUUAAUGAUUCCCCAAUCAUCAAUUAUAAGCCAUUGGAAGAUUUACUGAAAAUUGGAUUAAAGAAGCCUGUGGAUAAUUUUUUGAGAAUCCCAGCACCAGGACUCAUGAAAAGCAUUUAUGCUGGAAUGAAAUUGAACCACCCAAAGGAAGUAAACGAUUGGGGAUUCGAUGUGGUCCAUUAUAACGUAAAGUUAGUUAAUGCUUUGGUUUUACAUGUUGGGAUUUCGGCUGUGGCUGACAGAUUACCUAACAAUGUUAGGGGUUUCAAUACAAAGACUUCCCAUGUCGCGCUCUUAGUUGAUCUCAUGAACUACGGAUCUCUGGAAUUCAAAUUCCACUUGAUAAAUGCAAUAGCUAACCAGUUGCGAUAUCCUAACAGCCAUACGCACUGGUUUAUUGGUAUUAUACUUCAUUUUUUCAGCUCAAGCUCAAUAUGGGCCACGGCAUCUAAUAAAGCUAUUGUGCAAGAAGUCAUCACCAGAGUGUUGUUGGAAAGAAGAGUUGUUAGCAAGCCACAUCCCUGGGGUCUCACUAUUGUCUUCACAGAACUUUUGAAAAACGGCGACUACGGCUUCUUUGAUCUUCCAUUUGUUAAAGAUGCCAUCCCUGAAUUAAAGAACAUAUUUGAUGCUUUGUCUCUUAAUUUCACAGGUGCUUCUCCAAAUGACCCAUAA